CCGCUGGCUCCAGUGUCUGUCUGGAGGUCCCUUUCUUCAACACCACUGACACUCCCUUUUCUCUCUUUUUCUUCUCCUAAUUUUGCUUUCAUUACACUCAGUACUCACAGUCACGCUCCUCUCACAUCUUCCAACCAACUCCCCACCAUUUUUACCAAUUUUUUAAUUUUUAAUUUCUUGCUCGGCGGUUCCUUUUCCAAAGCUUGCUCGGUAAGAUAAGAGCUAUGAGAAGAUGGUCUUCAAAAGCAACCCCCAGCGAUGAGUUUCGAGGACACGUCGAUUGGGAGCUCCGGCCGGGCGGAAUGAUCGUCCAGAAACGCAAUGCCGGGUCGGGUUCCGAUCCUUCCUCUUCGGAGCGUCUCAUCAAAAUCAAGGUCUCCCAUGGCACGUCCCACCACCUCAUCACCCUCGACUCCCACUCCACAUUCGGGGAUCUGAAGAGGGCGCUGCGGGAGGAGACGGGGCUGGAGCCGGGGGAGCAGAGGGUGCUGGUCAGAGGGAAGGAGAAGGAGGACGACGAGUCGCUACACAUGGCGGGACUGAACGACAUGUCGAAAGUGGUGCUCAUGGAGGAUCCGGCCAGCAGAGACCGGAGGCUGCUCGCCGCCAUCGGAGCGGAAGUCGACAAGUUCUCGGAGAAGGUUACGGCGGUGGAAGGCGGCGUUAACGGCGGGAAGACGGUGGAGGAGAAGGAAGUAAAUGUAUUGACAGAGCUGUUGAUGACGCAGCUCCUCAAAUUGGAUGCAAUUGAGACUCAUGGCGAUUCCAAACUGCAAAAGAAAACUCAGGUCGUUAGGGUACAGAAUAUUGUAGACAGACUGGACAAUCUGAAGGCCAGAAUCUCAAAUCCCGUUUUGAAGCAAACAAAAACUAACACAGCCAAAUCUGAGCCGUUCAAAUCUGGCAUUCCCCCAACUUCAAAAUUCAGUAUCGGAUUCGGCUCCACUAAAAUAACCCACGAUUGGGAACUCUUCUUAAUCCCAGGGUUUAUAAAAGGCCUACAAUUCCCUUCCAUUUUCCUCACGCUUUUCAUUCAAUUGUUCUUCCCUUCGAUCGGCCGAGAGAUGGAAAGCUACGGAAUGAGGAUUGGCCAGGGAGGAGGACUUUUUCCGGCGAUGGCGGCCACCGGGGCAUUGCCACCAUUGCCGCCGCCUCGCUUUGGCCAUAGCUCUAACCACCACCACCAGUACUCAACUCCGACGGCGGCCGGCAGCGGCGAGAAGGUGCCGCCGCCACUGCUUGCCCCGACAAAGCAAGAUCCCGACAAAGAUCUUAGCGCCGAAGCCAAGCGGCUGAGAAGAGUUAUGCAAAGCAGACAAUACUCACAAAAGUACCGACUCAAACAGCUUCACUACAUUUCACAGCUUGAGUCCGAACUCAAAGCCCUUCAAGCAGAAGUAACAAUUACCUCACCAAGAAUCAAGUUCAUGGAUCGCCAAAAUUCUCUCCUCCGAGCCGAGAAUUAUUCCAUUAAAGAGAAAUUAUCGACUUACACCGGCGAACUUCUCUUCAAAGAAGCUCAAUACGAAGAAUUGAAAAGGGAGAGAAAUAUGCUUAAAGAGAUCUACGAAGCUUAUCAGCUAAAACUAUUAGAGACGUUCAAGAACAAUAAUACCACUGCGGCUGGGAGUAGUUACCAGUUGGCGGCGAUCGGGCAACAGGAUGAUAUUAAUCGGAAACGGCCCGACGCGGUGGCGCUGCAGCAGUUAGCGGAAAUCGCGCAAAAAUCGAACCCGUUUAUCAUGCUUGAAAAUUAAAUCAAACCCUCUUUCUUUCUCACACAUGGUAGAAGUUGAAUAAGACAUUGGAACUUUG
Momordica charantia (bitter melon) is the source of this 1815-nucleotide messenger RNA. RefSeq names its product BAG family molecular chaperone regulator 4. NCBI's taxonomy places the organism in Eukaryota, Viridiplantae, Streptophyta, Magnoliopsida, Cucurbitales, Cucurbitaceae. The record is from RefSeq and is a predicted model, not a curated record. Gene Ontology annotation, biological process: protein stabilization. Gene Ontology annotation, cellular component: cytoplasm. Gene Ontology annotation, molecular function: protein-folding chaperone binding; adenyl-nucleotide exchange factor activity.